This is a messenger RNA of Penicillium odoratum, 2763 nucleotides long. Its product is annotated as putative mRNA splicing factor RNA helicase (Prp16). The transcript has 3 exons. Lineage: Eukaryota; Fungi; Ascomycota; Eurotiomycetes; Eurotiales; Aspergillaceae. The record is from RefSeq and is a predicted model, not a curated record. Gene Ontology annotation, molecular function: RNA binding; ATP binding. Bases 1 to 2763 code for a protein of 920 amino acids. Gene Ontology annotation, cellular component: intracellular anatomical structure; spliceosomal complex. Gene Ontology annotation, biological process: mRNA splicing, via spliceosome.
AUGGCUCGUGAUGACAUGGGUCCGCCAGCCAAAAGGCGCAAAGACGACUCUCACCUUCCACACCAGAUACGAGAUGCCAGGCGCAAGGAAAAUGACGACUGGGAAACGAACCGCAUGCUCACAUCGGGUAUCGCGCAGAGACGGAACAUGGAGAGUGACUUUAUGCCAGAUGAUGAAGAGGCGACCCGAGUGCAUCUGCUAGUCCAUGAUCUUCGACCACCAUUCCUCGAUGGCCGUACUAUUUUCACCCAGCAGCUUGAUCCGAUCUCCGCGAUUCGAGACCCGCAGAGCGACAUGGCAGUGUUUAGUCGGAAGGGUAGCAAGGUCGUUCGAGAACGCCGACAACAGCGCGAGCGGCAAAAACAGGCCCAGGAAGCUACGAACAUGGCCGGCACAGCCCUGGGAAACUUGAUGGGUGUUAAGGAAGACGAGGGUGAUAGUGCUGUUGCCAUGCCCGUGGAGGAUGUGUACAAAAGCGGAGGAAACAAAUUCGCGAAACAUUUGAAGAAAGAGGAGGGAGGUGCUAGCUCGUUUAGCAGAAGCAAGACCUUGCGCGAACAACGGGAGUUUCUCCCCGCGUUUGCAGUGCGCGAGGACCUCUUGCGAGUCAUUCGGGACAACCAAGUUGUGAUUGUGGUCGGUGAAACUGGGUCUGGAAAGACGACCCAGUUAACACAAUUCCUUCAUGAGGACGGUUACUCCAAGUUUGGCAUGAUCGGGUGUACACAGCCUCGCCGUGUGGCGGCCAUGAGUGUCGCAAAGCGUGUCAGCGAGGAAAUGGAAGUGGACCUUGGUGGACUCGUUGGAUACGCCAUUCGCUUCGAGGACUGCACCAGUGAUCAAACAAAGAUCAAAUAUAUGACGGACGGUGUACUUCUACGAGAAUCUCUGACACAAUCUGAUCUUGACAAAUACUCGUGCAUUAUCAUGGACGAGGCGCACGAGCGUGCUUUGAACACUGAUGUUUUGAUGGGACUUUUGAAAAAAGUACUGGCUCGGCGCAGAGACCUUAAAUUGAUUGUGACAUCUGCCACUAUGAAUGCAGAACGAUUUUCACGUUUCUACGGGGGAGCUCCUGAGUUUAUUAUCCCUGGCCGAACUUUCCCAGUGGAUACCCACUUUUCACGCACACCGUGUGAGGAUUAUGUGGAUAGUGCAGUCAAGCAGGUCUUGGCCAUCCAUGUUUCCCAAGGACAAGGUGAUAUUUUGGUUUUCAUGACCGGACAAGAGGACAUUGAAGCCACAUGUGAGCUUGUCGAUGAGCGGUUGAAGCUAUUGAACGAUCCUGCGCCGCUCAGUAUUCUGCCUAUAUACAGUCAGAUGCCAGCAGAGCAACAAGCAAGAAUUUUCGAAAGAGCGGAGGCAGGAGUUCGGAAAGUGAUUGUUGCCACAAACAUUGCGGAGACUAGUUUAACAGUCGACGGCAUCAUGUUUGUGGUGGAUUCGGGAUACUCCAAGCUCAAGGUAUACAAUCCGCGCAUGGGUAUGGACACCUUGCAGAUCACACCAAUUUCUCAGGCCAAUGCCAACCAACGAUCUGGACGAGCUGGGCGAACAGGCCCAGGAAAGGCUUAUCGUCUGUACACUGAAACAGCCUACAAGAACGAGCUCUACAUCGCAACGAUUCCCGAAAUCCAACGCACAAGUCUUUCUAACACUGUGCUGCUGUUGAAAUCACUAGGAGUCAAAGACCUCCUAGACUUUAACUUCAUGGAUCCCCCACCACAAGAAACAAUCUCUACUUCCCUGUUCGAGCUCUGGUCGCUUGGAGCUCUGGACAACCUGGGCGACCUGACCCAUUUAGGUCGUCGGAUGACGCCGUUCCCUAUGGACCCUCCUCUUGCCAAGCUUCUCAUCAUGUCUUCAGAAGAGUACGGUUGCAGUGAAGAAAUGCUGACCAUCGUCUCCAUGCUUUCGGUCCCGAAUGUCUUCUAUCGUCCAAAAGAGCGACAAGAGGAGUCUGACUCCGCCCGUGAGAAGUUCUUCGUGCCAGAAUCAGACCAUCUUACUCUGCUUCACGUCUAUACACAGUGGAAGUCCAAUGGCUUCUCUGAUGGAUGGUGUACCAGGCACUUCCUCCACGGGAAAACACUCCGACGUGCGAAGGAAGUCCGCGAUCAAUUGCACGAUAUCAUGACACAGCAAAAGAUGGCUCUGGUCAGUUGCGGUACAGAUUGGGAUGUCAUUCGAAAGUGCAUCUGUUCAGGCUUCUACCACCAGGCCGCGCGCGUGAAGGGAAUUGGCGAGUUUAUCAACCUGCGUACUAGCGUGACCAUGGCGUUGCACCCGACGAGCGCUCUUUAUGGCCUUGGUUACGUGCCAGAAUACGUCGUCUACCAUGAGUUGAUCUUGACCGCCAAAGAGUAUAUGUCUACCGUUACAGCUGUAGACCCACAUUGGCUUGCCGAACUCGGUGGUGUCUUCUACUCUGUCAAGGAAAAGGGUUACUCUCAGCGUGACCGACGUGUCACGGAACUGGAGUUCAACAAGCGCAUGGAAAUCGAAGAACAGAUGGCCAAGGAUCGUGAGCGCGCCGCAACCGAAAAGAAGCGCGAGGAAGAGCGCAAUGAUCCAACUCGACGCAGGGGAGAGAUCGAAGUUGGUGGAAAAUCCGCAGUUCGACGUCCCGUCGUCAAGAAGCCUGGAAAGGUCGGAGGUAUUACUUCCUCUUCAUCGUCUCGGCCUGGCGCCAAUGGUGGAGGCUCAGGGGGCAGUGUUGUCAAGAAGCCUCAGAUCCCCAGAAGACCAGGGCGGACCUUUUAA